Molecule: messenger RNA, 1266 nt
Organism: Saccostrea echinata
Lineage: Eukaryota; Metazoa; Mollusca; Bivalvia; Ostreida; Ostreidae
Product: glucose-dependent insulinotropic receptor-like
Exons: 2
Coding region: 58-1167 (369 amino acids)
Biological process (GO): G protein-coupled receptor signaling pathway, coupled to cyclic nucleotide second messenger; chemical synaptic transmission
Cellular component (GO): membrane; dendrite
Molecular function (GO): G protein-coupled serotonin receptor activity; neurotransmitter receptor activity
Source: RefSeq, a predicted model, not a curated record
AAAUGAAAGUGCUAUAAUGUUUAGAUCCCAGGUUUGGAAUAUAUCGAUCAUAUAUUUAUGAUUUGCAGGUUCAUUUGCCUACGCCUGAAGAGGAAACAUCAACAGAUGGGACAGAGAAGAUCUGCCAAUGCGGUCCUAGAGAUGCCACCAACUUCUCCUCCAAUAACAUGGAUAGAAAUCAUACAACCUGUUGCCAAAAAUGAAGCCGUGGUUGUGGAAUGCAUUGCAAAAGCUGAUAAUAUUCACGAAAAAAUCAAGGAAAGUAUCCUUAUUCCUCUAACAAUUUUAAUAAUUGGCAUAAACGUGGCAAUCUUAUUUCUAGUGGUAAUUGACAAAAGAUUUUAUAAUCCAAAAGUAGCCUUUAUUUCCACUCUUGGUGUGGCGGAUCUAUUUGUUGGUGUAGUUUCUGUUGGGACUUUAAUUACAAAAGCAAACGAGAAAACAUAUGAACACUGCUUAAUUCGGAUUGGUUUUACCGUAACAACAUGUGUUGCCUCCAUCCUCAGCUUAAUGUGUAUUGCACUGGAAAGAUUCAUUGCAAUAACGUACUCUCUGAACUACAAAUCAGUAGUAUCCAAAAACAGGGUUGUCGGCGCUAUUGCUGCUAUUUGGAUUAUAUCAGUGGUGGUUGGAUUUCUACCUCUUAUGGGAUGGAAAAACAACCAUUAUCAACAGUACUGUUCGUAUCUUUACGUGUUGCCGGCCAAUUAUAUUAUAUUCAUCACCGUCUUUGGAGCAAUUAUACCCCUAGGCAUCAUGGUCGUAAUAUACAUCAAGCUAUACAGAAAUGCGAGGUUUCAUAUCAAGCGCAUCGAAGCACUGGAAAAUAUAAUGGUUGUUGAAAGACUUCGUAGAAAUAUGGGAAUUCUACGAAUGUCAGCACGGAGCUGGAGAUCCUUAAAAACUAUGAUUUACGUAUUCGGUUGUGUUUUAAUUACUUGGAGCCCUUUCAUUGUUGCGUCCUUUGUCCAAAUUACAGUUGGGAAAGAUAUGUGCAUACUUAAAGACAUAGUGGGAACUCAUUUGCUAGUGUUAGGGUUUUCCAAUUCCUUUCUUAACCCACUGAUAUACGUUCUUCGUACAAAGGAUUUUCAAGAGAGAGUAAAGGAGAGGUUAGAACGAUACAAAGUUUGUGCAAGUUACAAUCCAAACAAUAAUAAUGAAUAGUUUCUAGUUUAUGUAUGUAUUUCAGUUUCAAGUACUUUUUGAAAAUUAAAAAUUAAAAUGUGCAUUGUUAUUCUCAUUAAAAACAGAUUUUGAAAGUAA